AUGAGAUACAAUCAGAUUUUAGAAAAGCCUGGCGUUUCAAAUCAUCUCGAAUAUUUAUGGUUCCUAAAUACUGCUGUCACAGAUAAACAAGCAACACAUAAGAAAUGGGUUGAAAUUCUUAACAAUAUCUGGAAACAUCAUCCUAUUCAGCGUUGGUUUAGAAGUUCUACUUGUGGAAUUGAAAUUAAAUCAGUAAAACCAAUCAGUAAUCCAAUUGAUCCAAUAGCCAUCACGAAUUCAAAGACUAGUGUCAAAAAUUAUCAGUAUGAAAUCAAAUCUCAAGCUGUCUCAAAAUUCUGGACGCAUAUUGAAAAAGCAAAGCUGGGAAACAAAUUAUUUAUACACUUCAAUAGAGUUACAGAACUAGUUGAAAAUAGAAAUAAAUUUCUAGAGUCCGAAUAUGAUGAACUUUCAAGCCAUUCAGGUUUUGAUAAUGAUGAAGAACCAAAUGAAGAAGAAUAUUUUCCACACAUUAUAGACCUUGAUAAUGUAACAGAAUGAUAUAGACCUGUACGGUUGAAGAGUGGACAAGUAUUAUUUCUGAAUCACGAUUACC
Molecule: messenger RNA, 556 nt
Organism: Rhizophagus irregularis DAOM 181602=DAOM 197198
Lineage: Eukaryota; Fungi; Glomeromycota; Glomeromycetes; Glomerales; Glomeraceae
Source: RefSeq, a predicted model, not a curated record